CCACCCACUCCUUUCCGCUCACUUUGAACUGAUUCAGGUUGGAGAAGAUUUACAAAAAUAAAUAAAUAGAUGAUAAAUAAAUACGUGGAUAAUUAAAGUUUAUAAUUCUCCACAAACUACUAGUCAACGGAAGAUAAGCCUCAUCCUUCUGCCUCAUGGGGGACCGUUUUCCUUGGAGAUUGGAUAAUCAAAAGUUAGAUAAAUCUACUACGACGUCUAGAGUGGAUUUAGGUUAAUUUUACACAUAACAAAGUAAAUACUUUGCGAAGGUUUAAUUAAUUGGAGAUUAUUACAAUGUUCAAUUGUUACAUUGUGGGGAGCAGUUGGGGAGUAAAAUGGGGGGUACGAGAGUGGUUGUAAAGUUGAUAGUUUCGUUUUUUCGCCGGUAUAAAUGUGAAAUAUAUAAGAGAUUUUAAUAAUUCACAGUAUUUAUCUAUUUCCAAUUAAACUACUGCAAAUUGUGAGAAAUGUAUACGAUAUUCAGAUAAGGACAAGGGUGGAUUUUGGAUAAUUGUAACUCUACAAAUGUUCAAAAACAAAGAAAGACUAAUUUGACCAAUUACACAAUAGUUUAAAGUUACCAAUUAAAUUAAAACAAUGGCUGCCUCAUCCUCUGGGACGUCUGGAAGUAAUAAUAGCAACGCCAUGGAAGAAGAGACGACUGCAACUGGAGAAAAUACGGCUGGGACCAUGAUGGCGAAUUGUGUUGAGAUUAGUUUUGAGGAAUUUUUGAGACGACGAUCAGAAGAAAGUUUGCAAUUGAGUGGGUUUUCCGGGGGAGCUGGGGGUUCCAUGCUGACCGGAAACGUCGAAGUGGACGAGUCACCGCUAAAACCAUCCAUUAAUAGGAAUAAAGAGUCAUUAAAGUUGAAAUUGCAAAUGAGGAGACCAAUCAACCAACUUGUUGAGCAGGGGAUUCUGCCGUCCCCCAACACUCCUCCGGCGUAUGCUUGCCAACGAGUGAAACUGGAACGUGCGAGGAUGGGCGAUCUACUUAAAGCAAAGAUUCAACAGAGGCCGAGCAGACAAGAACUUGUCCGACAGCACAUUUUGGAGGAAACCGAUCCAAGGGUGGCUCCCUUACUCGCAGAAAAGCAAAGAAUGCUGAAACGAGCUCGUCUUGCCGAUUCUUUAAAUGAUCAUUUAAUACACCGACCCGGUCCUUUAGAAUUAGUCCAGAAAAACAUUCUGCAUGCACCUGAUGAAUCCAUCGAGAAAGCCAUUAAAGAGGGUAUCGUCCCCUUUAAAGCCACGUGCGAAGGAGCCACGCCAGGUCCACCUCUACCAACGAAAUAUAUUUGUCAAGAGGAUGAUUCAAGUUCUGAUGUCUCCUCACCAAGUGUGAAUCUCGACAGUGUUUCUGCCGAAGAAAACGUUCCAACCCCAUCCGCACCUCCCUCUGCCCCUGAUCUAUCCCUUCCAGAAACCGUUUUGGAGGUGCAAAAUAAAGUGCUCCAAGCGGUUGCAACAGUGACGCCUGUUAAAAUUGUGGAAGCUGUACCGAUCCCAACCCCGCCACCGCCACCACCUUAUUCAUUUACUAUCCCUGAAUCCACUACAUCAUCGACACAACAAAACAUUGGAAUAUUUGCUGUACCAAUAUUUGCAAACGCAUCACAAUCAAUACAACAACAACCAAUUUUUCAAAGUACUCCUUCCAACAUAACUUCCACUACUCCGAGUACUAGCAGCAGUUUCAAAAGUCGCUCUAAAAAAAUUAGUAAAUCAAAAUCCCAAUCGAAACCAAAAACGAUCAAAUUUCAUGAAUACCGCGGACCACCAAGUGCUCAAAAAUCAUCAACAAAUAUUUCUGAACAAAAUAAACGUCCUGCGGAAAGCUCAUAUGAAUUAUUACUUCAACAACAACAAUUAUUUCUACAAUGGCAAUUAGAGUGGCAACACAGGUUUCCCAAAAUCCUUCUCCCUGCCGUUUCGAAAAUGUCUGCCGAGGAGAAAAAGGCAUUUUGUUCCACACUCCAGUCCUCCACCUUCCCAUCCUCCGCCCUAUCUCAUCAUCAUAAUCUUCAUCCCGUGGUAUCAUCUUCGGACAAAAACUGUCUUCCAGUCUCAAUACUCUCGUCUAACCCAACGAAUUCAGUUUUGAUACUUAGCUCAACUGCGGAACCACCAAUUUCGACAAAUAAUAAUAUUAAUAUUAAUAACAAUAAUACUCACUCGGUUAGCUACGUGCAGCAACCACAACAAAUAACGCCACAACCUGCGGCGACGACGACAACGACGGGGGCGGUGGCGACUACAACUACAUUGGUCAUCACGAGUCCACUACCUCAGAGUUCGGUUAAUCAGAAUAAUUCAGUAAUGCCCGCAGUGACGACUUCUUCAGUAGUUAAGGUGGAAAAUAAACCGACAAACGAAGUACCAAAGGUUCCCACCACCUCUACCGCUGCAACUACCACGACGACCACCAGCAGUACUUUAUCUCAGUCAAUAAAGUUAAACGACUGGAAAGUGAAUGAGCUUAAAGCUGAGUUGAAGAAGAGAAAUUUACCAGUUAGUGGAUCGAAAUCUCAAUUAGUUGAAAGACUACAGGCGAAAAUAGACAAGGAGAAAGAAAAGGGUUCGAAAUGUGGACAACAGACGGUUAAAAAAAUUGAAGAAGUCAAAGAAAACGGAAUCGACAAUAACAAUGUGCUAACAAUGACGCCAUCGCAGGAUGUCAAAUUUUUUAUAACAAAUAACAAUUCAACACCAACUUUAUUAAAUUCGGGAACUUUAGAAUUUUUACAUAAAUCUGGAAUUCUUAAACCUCGUGGUGAAGGGAAGGACACGGCUGGAAUAAUUUCAGUCCCGACCAAUGGGGUCUCACCCAGUUCGAGAUCUGUACUUCAGCAGAAAAUACAACAAAAAAUGCAGCAACAACAGGCAAAAACACAAUCAGAAUUAAUUAACAAAAAUGAAUCCACGCCCGCUGUGACCGUGGUCAAUGAGCUUAGGACGUGGAUGCCGAGUUGUAAUGGGAACGCGGCACAGCAACCGGUGGAGCAAGUGGAAAAUGCAGUGGAUGCAUCCAACGCUAACACUAUUUCUGGAGGAGGAGGAGAAAAUUCAUGGGUUUUGAAGAUCAGGGAAACCCCACCACCACCAGCAUCCUUUGAAAAUUGUUUGGCUGAUUUAUUAUCAGAGGCUACUAGUCAGCCCACAUCAACGCCCUUGAUCGUUAACCAGGGCUCCCCGUUAACCCAACAGCAACAACAACACGUCAAAAGUCAAAUGGUUGAUGAUGUGCUUGAAAUACUCAUCCGACAUGGAGAACUUCCUCCCAGCGCCGCCUCCACACACCACAUGCACCCAUCCUCCUCAUCAACCCAACAACCUCAUCGUUCUGAUGGAGGAAACAACUUCCAACCACCCCCCGCACCUCCCCUUCCUCCCACAACAUUCGCUGUAACUUUACCAACAGAAAUCAGUUUCCGUCGCCUGGCGCAGCAACAACCUUUUAGGGAAGAGAAACCCUUGGAAAGAAAAGGAUCCCUGGGAAUCAAUUCACUAACUAAAGAAGCAGAGGAAAUUUUAAAAAUUGGCGAAUCAAAUCCAAUCGAACCACCAUCAUGUACACUUAAUCUAAACAAAGAUGGUGGUGAAGAAUACAUGGACUUGGACACCGCCGGAUUAUUAAACAUGGAACUAAAAUCUAACAAAUCCUCCUUGCUCAACGGUGGAGGGGAUUCAAUAGUAAUUGACGAAUUGUUAACAGAAGCCUUGGAAUUCCCAAUGGACACUGAGUACUCGGAUUGGUUAGAAAGUUUCUCUGCGGAUAACAAUUUCCAUCAACAAUUUAAUAAUCAAUUGGAUAAAGAGGACUCGAGAGGGGAUCCACUCUUAUCUUCAACAAAGAGUUGUGAAACUUCCAAUAUUUUGGAUAACAAUUUUCCUACCCAUACUCCAAAUUGUAUGGACGUUGAUGUGAAUGAUGGGAGCGAGUUUGUAGGAAAAAUUAAAAAAUCUACAAAUACUUUGGAUGAACAAAAUCUUAAUAUUAAUGUCGGAGAUUUGUGGGACUUUAAUUUUUAAAAAAAUUUCUCGUUUUACAAAAAUCUUUCAUUCUCUUUCCAUAUAUUGUUUGUGUGGGUGCAUUUGUGGGUGUGGUUGGGGGUGCUUUUUUGUGAACUUCUGUUAUCCAUAACAUAACCAAUUUAUUAUUAAUAAAAAUAAAUACAAUUGACUGACUUUAAUUUAA
This is a messenger RNA of Folsomia candida, 4198 nucleotides long. RefSeq names its product myocardin-related transcription factor A (gene Mrtf). Bases 598 to 4032 code for a protein of 1144 amino acids. The record is from RefSeq and is a predicted model, not a curated record. Lineage: Eukaryota; Metazoa; Arthropoda; Collembola; Entomobryomorpha; Isotomidae. The transcript has 11 exons.